CCGUCUACAAAUUUUUACCGUUCAUGACCACCGUCGCCAUAUUUCUUUCCUUUCAACGUCUUUCCCGAGAACAGCACAAUGGCUGAGGUUGACGAAACUCUGAAGAAGAAGAGGACCUUCAGGAAGUUCACCUUCCGUGGAGUUGAUCUCGAUCAACUCCUGGAUAUGCCAAAUGAGCAACUCAUGGAGUUGAUGCACGCCCGUGCCCGCAGGCGUUUUUCUCAUGGUUUAAAGAGAAAACCAAUGGCUCUGGUGAAAAAACUUCGCAAAGCGAAAAAAGAGGCACCACCAAAUGAGAAACCAGAAAUAGUAAAGACUCACCUCCGGAACAUGAUCAUCGUCCCCGAAAUGGUUGGCUCAAUCGUCGGUGUUUACAACGGCAAAACCUUCAAUCAGGUCGAAAUCAAACCUGAAAUGAUCGGUCACUAUCUCGGUGAAUUUUCAGUCACUUAUAAACCUGUCAAACACGGUAGACCAGGUAUUGGUGCCACUCACUCGUCUCGUUUUAUACCACUGAAGUAAAUCACCGAAAUAAAAGUAAUUAUCUGAUAAAAA
Fopius arisanus is the source of this 555-nucleotide messenger RNA. It is a transcript of the gene RpS15, whose product is annotated as ribosomal protein S15. Gene Ontology annotation, cellular component: ribosome; cytosolic small ribosomal subunit. Lineage: Eukaryota; Metazoa; Arthropoda; Insecta; Hymenoptera; Braconidae. Gene Ontology annotation, molecular function: RNA binding; structural constituent of ribosome. The record is from RefSeq and is a predicted model, not a curated record. The coding region runs from base 79 to 522 and encodes 147 amino acids. The transcript has 3 exons. Gene Ontology annotation, biological process: ribosomal small subunit assembly; translation.